This is a messenger RNA of Grammomys surdaster, 327 nucleotides long. Its product is annotated as beta-defensin 14. Bases 24 to 224 code for a protein of 66 amino acids. The transcript is spliced from 2 exons. Gene Ontology annotation, molecular function: CCR6 chemokine receptor binding; chemoattractant activity. Gene Ontology annotation, biological process: defense response to bacterium; cell chemotaxis. Gene Ontology annotation, cellular component: extracellular region. The record is from RefSeq and is a predicted model, not a curated record. NCBI's taxonomy places the organism in Eukaryota, Metazoa, Chordata, Mammalia, Rodentia, Muridae.
AGCUUGUUGGGAAGCAGUCAGCUAUGAGGCUUCAUUAUCUACUAUUUGUAUUCCUCAUCCUGUUCUUGGUGCCUGCUCCAGGAGAUGCAUUCAUCCCAAAAAGCCUCCGAAGAUUUUUCUGCAGAGUAAGAGGCGGCCGGUGCGCUGUACUUAACUGCCUUGCAAAGGAAGAACAAAUAGGUCGAUGUUCUAAGAGAGGUAGAAAAUGCUGCCGAAAGAAGUAGAAGACCCAGAUUCAAAUCGAGAAUGCCACCUUUGUGCAGGGUGAGGGUGGGGGAGGUACUCCUGGGAAUGUAUAAAAGUAAAAUCAAGUUAAUAUAUAUAUAU